AUGGAAAAACUGUUAAAUCAAGUUAAUACAAUUUCCUACAAACGAGGACGUUGCGACUCAUUGUUUCCAACUCGCCGUUCGUACGACAUUCAAAAAGUUCUGAAAGAAUCAGAAGCCUGCCAAUCUGUAACCGAUAUUUACUUUGCAGAUGAAAGUGCAACUGGGGAUGAUAAAGAAACUUCACUACCAUCCCCCACCAAAUGCAAUGAACAUCAGUUUGUCUCAGUUAAGUUUGGCAAAAGCCAGUUCAUUUUGUGUAAGAAAUUCAAAAUAAGCAGGCUCUGGAAACAAGAACGUCAUGUCAAUGGAGAUGGCCGUGAAGAUUUACUUUUGACCGAAAAAAACUUGAUGAAAUCCAUUGAGGAAUUAUCUAUGAUUGGUGUGAAACAUUGCACGGACAGCAAGCGGUCCGUUCUAAAUCGUCUCAUGUGGUUCAUUUUCGUGUUGCUUGCUCUUUCCCUGGCAUUCUACCAAAUAAAAGACCGUCUGAUGUACUACCUGACAUACCCUACAUCGACAGAAUUUGACAUCGUGCGUUCUGACAUGACACUUCCCCAAGUUACAAUUUGCAACCACAAUAAAGUUAAGAAAUCUUCAGCUGAACGUCUAGGUCUGGUGAAGUAUUUCGAAAAAAUAAGAUCUGUCGGCGAAAUUGAUAUUUCAGGCAAAUAUCCUGAACAGGAAUUUGUCAACAACUCGGAACAUAUUCAGCUAAGAAAAUUUUUAUCUCCAGGACUUGAAGAGCUGGUGUUUGUUAGAAAAACAAAAACAAAUUCUUUGAACGGACCUGGUGCAACAGCGGGUCUGGUACUGGUUUUGUACGCUAACCGAUCUGAUUAUCUGUUGUACAGGGAUUUAGCUUAUGGAUUCAGUGAACCACCGCGAAUGAUGGAACUUGGUUUCAAAGUCAACCUUGAUAAUGAAGUCAACGUAGUCGUGUCAGUAACAAAUAUAAGCAGAUUGAAACCACCACACGGAAUUUGUAACGACCAGCCUGGCUACAACUGCGUCAAAUGCCAAAUGAGAUGCACCACGGAGUACUUUAUCAAAUUCUGCGGCUGCAGAUAUAUCUACAUGGAAGAGAUUGGCAAUGAGUCGAAAUGUAGUUUCAACGAGGAAAUUUCUUGCAAUCUGAAAAUUUUUGCAGCUCGAUAUUUUCAGAGGCUAGUUAAAAACGACUGCCACUGUCCACAGAUGUGCAGAGAAAUAAUUUACCAAACAUCUGUCACCGGGUCGAAAUUCACUUUCACCGAUCCAAAUUUUUUUAAAAAACAAUUUGGCCAAUUAUUACCAGAGUCAAGGGCGAGAGAUUUUCUUUUUCUCCGCGUUUACCUGUCUAGUAUGCAGUACACGAAAGUUUCUGCCAUCAAGGCCUAUUCAGAGAUGGUGCUGUUGAGUGACCUGGGCGGAGCUUUGGGACUCCUUCUUGGUUCAACUUUCUUGACGAUCGUCGAAAUUUUUGAGCUCUUCUGGGAUUUUUGCUGUCUGGUUUAUGCCAAGAAGAAAAAUUUAACAAAAUACGGAAUAUAUAAAAAUUAUUUAUCGUGGAACAAUAUUUGUUUAUGA
This is a messenger RNA of Helobdella robusta, 1566 nucleotides long. RefSeq lists its product as hypothetical. Gene Ontology annotation, molecular function: ligand-gated sodium channel activity. The coding region runs from base 1 to 1566 and encodes 521 amino acids. Gene Ontology annotation, biological process: sodium ion transmembrane transport. NCBI's taxonomy places the organism in Eukaryota, Metazoa, Annelida, Clitellata, Rhynchobdellida, Glossiphoniidae. The record is from RefSeq and is a predicted model, not a curated record. The transcript has 8 exons. Gene Ontology annotation, cellular component: membrane.